Molecule: messenger RNA, 2120 nt
Organism: Carassius gibelio (silver crucian carp)
Lineage: Eukaryota; Metazoa; Chordata; Actinopteri; Cypriniformes; Cyprinidae
Gene: slc25a27
Product: solute carrier family 25 member 27
Exons: 11
Coding region: 375-1322 (315 amino acids)
Biological process (GO): response to cold
Source: RefSeq, a predicted model, not a curated record
UGCAUCUGUGAAUGUGGAAUUUAGCAAGCAGCAAAAUCAGAUUCACUGCAUAAAACUGAUUUUUUUGGACAAUUGGACAAUUCAACGUUAAUAUAAUAUAAAUGAGUAGCCUAUAUAUGAAAUUUGAAGAAAAAAGCGAUAGAUAGAAUGCGCAUGCGUACGAAAAUGACGGGCGGUCCUUAGAGAAGUUUAGGAUGUUUGUUGACGCCCCUUUGAAAUGUGGGAAAUGUGGUUUUAGGUGCCUGACGCUUCUUUUGUAGUCUACAACGUAUUACGUAAGGGGGUCAGUAACUACACUGACCAACCGGUAUGGUUUUAAAAACAAGGUUUCGCCUCUUAUUAAAGUGGGAAUCAAAGGACACCGGCAGCCUGCUAUGUCUCCUGUACAAGAAAACUCGCGAUGGCCCCGAGUAUCAAAGUUCACUCUGUCAGCAUGUGCUGCAACUGUUGCAGAGUUAGUCACAUUUCCUCUGGACCUUACCAAAACCAGACUUCAGGUACAGGGUGAAGGUGGUUCCCGACAUCAUGGUGGAAAUGUACAGCCUCCAAAAUACAGGGGCAUGCUGAGCACAGCUCUGGGUAUAGUGCGAGAAGAGGGGCCCUUGAAACUGUGGCAAGGGGUCACACCAGCUAUCUACAGACAUAUAGUGUAUUCAGGCGGCAGGAUGUUAGCUUAUGAACAGCUCAGGGAAUCUGUCCUGGGAAGAUCUGAAGAUGGCGUUUUUCCAGUAUGGAAAGCAGUGAUCGGCAGUAUGAUAUCAGGUGCCUUGGGCCAGUUCAUCGCUAGUCCAACAGAUCUAGUGAAGGUUCAGAUGCAAAUGGAGGGCAGGCGCCGUCUAGAAGGGAAGCCGCCAAGAGUACAUGGGGUUUACCACGCAUUUACAAAGAUCGUAGCAGAGGGAGGAAUACGAGGCCUUUGGGCUGGAUGGGUUCCCAACGUUCAGAGAGCUGCACUGGUCAAUUUAGGAGAUCUCAUGACAUACGAUACCGUAAAGCAUUUUCUACUGAGAAACACCUCCAUACCAGACAACAGCAUUUGUCACGGAUUGGCCAGUGUAUGCUCAGGAUUGGUUGCAGCUAUUAUGGGAACACCAGCUGAUGUGGUGAAAACUAGAGUAAUGAACCAGCCACGGGAUUCAAAUGGGAGGGGUCUUCUCUACAAGUCUUCUACUGACUGUCUGGUUCAGUCUGUGAGAAAAGAAGGAUUUUUUUCCCUCUAUAAAGGAUUUCUACCAACUUGGUUUAGGAUGGCUCCCUGGUCUUUGACUUUCUGGCUUACAUUUGAGCAAAUGAGACGAGCAAUGGGCAUCAGCUCAUUUUGACGAAUUUAAGAGUUGGACCUAGAAUAUUUUUUUACUUUGUCUCUAUAAAGUUUCUGAGCUGAACAUUCCAGUCCUCAUGUUUUUCGGUGUGAAUUGUAUGCAGGUACCGAUUGCAGGACACGAAUAUUAGGAUGAAGUUGUUUGAUCACUGUAUGUGCUGGAAAAAUGUAAAUGGCAUAGCAAUCAUUAAGUCCUUUAAAAAAAAAGACAUUUGUUGUCUUCUUUUAACAUUUUUUAAAUGGUACAAACCUGGAUCAAACAACCACUAGAGGGCAUCCAGUCAAAAAAAAAUUGAGCAGAAACGAAAUAAACCCGGAACGUAAACAUGAACCCGCUGUGUGUGUCAUUUCCGCUCUGGCUGUUUUCACAUUCAAUCAAAUGGCAACGCUGAGCAGCGGCUCGUCUCGGCGUUUAGUCCAGUAUGUCAUCGUCCGAUCAGACCUUAUUCACACUUUGUCGUGGCGGUUAUUACUCAAGCCUGUCACGCGGCCACUGCUGCUAUACAUUUACACUACAGUGACUCUGAUACUCGGGAGUAUCUGGCAGAACUGGACAGCAUGCACAAAGUAGUGCUGCAGGCACCAGAUGAGGCAUCUCUCUCCGCUCUUGCCAGUAGUCUACUAGAAAAAGACAUUGCACAUAAGCUAUGGAUGGAGCAGCCAGAGAAUAUCCCCACAUGUCUGGCAUUGAAGCCUUACCCUAAAGAUGCCGUGCAGCCAUUUCUAAAAAAGUUCAAGCUUUUCAAAUGAAUUCUGUAUGAAUUGUACUAUAUAAAAACAAAGAUUGUUCAGAAUGGAA